Molecule: messenger RNA, 705 nt
Organism: Podospora anserina S mat+
Lineage: Eukaryota; Fungi; Ascomycota; Sordariomycetes; Sordariales; Podosporaceae
Exons: 1
Coding region: 1-705 (234 amino acids)
Source: RefSeq, a predicted model, not a curated record
AUGCCGGUCGAGGCCCAAGCCGGCCCCUCUGCGCCUCGGCGCACGGGCACCAAGAACCUCUUCGGAGAUGGCGGUUGGCUCGCUGAUACCAGCUCCUCCGCGCAGCAGACCCCAGCUCAAAAGAAGCUGGAGAAGAUCGCCGGUCCCAGGAGGAGCCCGAACAAGCCCAAGUCCCGCUUCCUUGGCGGCUUCAUGAAGAAAGCUCGCGGGAUCGUCGAAUCACCCUCUCGCACCUUCGGCCCCCCGCUUCGCCGCUCGCCAGCUUCGAUGCCACAGCCGCCUCGCAGUGGUGAAGAACCUCCCACCCCGCCACCCCACAUCCCUCGCCAGUCUCAGCUCGUCAUCUCCCUCAGCCCUCGCGAGCAAUCCCUUAUUUACUGUGAGCUCGACUUCGCCAUCGCCGACGCUCUCAACGACUACAUCAUGUCGCAGUUCAACCUCGGCCGAGUUGAUCAUGCCACUAUCAAGAAGACCGCCGACGAGUGGGCCAAGAAGGGUUUACCCAAAGUCAAGGGCUUCCGCUACGACGUCGACACCCAGUUGUCCAUCCUCCGCGCCCAUAUCGAGCAGUUCAAGUUCUACGGUCAGGCCGCCACGACCGUCCCGUCCAUGCUCGGCAUCAUCGACACCAUGAGGACCACGGCCCGCGAGAUGCGUCUCCGCACUUACUGCGUUCCUGAUGUGGUGAUUAGCAAGUGGCUCUAG